GCCCAGUGCAGGGGGCUCAUACCAUCAAAUCCAGUUUGCAGAUGGAGAAACUGACACACAGCUACCACCUGGCUGAGCUGGGGGGUGAGCUGGGCCGUUAGAAUCCCCAGCCACGUUGUCAUCAUCGGGCUACUCUGUACCUGGGCUGCUAGUUGCGUGUGGGAUGCGUGGUGGCGAAUCACUGCAGAACCCUACCCAGCCAUCGUGAGCGGUGACGUGGGGUUCACCAUCGCAGGAGUCUAGGAAGGCCUGUGGCUUCAAGGAAUGGGAAACUCAGUGAGUGGGGCUUUGGACCCAUCAGGGUUUAUUUUCUUACACACAGGUGGGCAAUGGCUUGAACCCUUCCAGUUGUUUGGCGAAGCCAUCAGACCCAGGCUUUCUCACCUCUCAGUCCUGUCUUGAGCUCGGAGCCUUCUUGGCCUUUCUACGGAGCAUUCCUUCCUGCUUUGGGAUCAGGGUCUUCAAAGGAGAAGGAACAGGAGGCCUGUGGUCUGCUUCGGGAGGAGGGUUCUAGUUUGGCGCUCUGGCAGAAGUGGGGGGCAAGAGGAGGGCAGACACAUUUGGCUUCUGAGGCUGCUUCUGAAGCCUCCCAGUCUCCUUCAGCUUCAAGUACUCAGUAUGCCAAAGUGCUUACUUUGGGAGAAUUGCUGGGAGAGCCCCAGCGGGCCCCAUUGCAUAGUUCCAGGGGUCGAGUCACACACUCUGCCUGUUUCCCCCAGAGAAGAGAUGUCGGAGGCAAGACCCAUCACCAGGGACCUCUUCAUUGAGACCCUCCUGUAUGAGCAGCUCCCCGGACCUCCGUUGGCUGCAGGGGUUUCCAGCAUGACAGAGUCCUUGGGGACCUUGGACCUCAUCCACUGCCUCGAGGGCAGUAACCAGAUGGCCCUGCGGCUAGCCUCCAUUGGUGAUGAGAUGGACCUGCGUCUCCGGAGCCCUCGUCUGGCCCAGCUGCCUGGGAUGGCCAUGCACAGCUUGGCCCUCACCUACAGCCAGACAGGUGUCAGGGGAGUUCUCAGAAACUUCAUCCAUGGUCUCACUCACCUCUGGGAGAACAUGAGGUCCUGGAGACUCCCAACCCCUAGCACUUGGGUGUUCCCUGACCAGGUCUGCAGGCAGCUGCUGCCCUCGGUGCUGCUGGCAGUCCUGUUGCUUGGAGGCAUCCUGCACCUGGUGCUGCAGUGAGGGGGGGGCUGGGGCAGGGCUGGCUGGUCCCUGCCCGUCAGCCUCCACCCUGGAGGUGGCCCAUGCCUCCCCAGCUUUGUUCUUUUUAACUGUGGUGUUUGCCGACAAUCCCUUUUUUUUAAUAUU
This is a messenger RNA of Castor canadensis (American beaver), 1308 nucleotides long. The record is from RefSeq and is a predicted model, not a curated record. NCBI's taxonomy places the organism in Eukaryota, Metazoa, Chordata, Mammalia, Rodentia, Castoridae.